CACCCCUUUCCUCAUAAUAGACUAGCCUGAUUUUAAGUGCAACAUGGCAGGGAGUAGAUUUGGUCUUGUUUUGAUCCAACCAGUUCUUAGAAUAUCAUCGUUUUCACAUUAUUCAAGACACUUCUGACGUACGAUUCAAACAAGAAGGAAGGUAUGGAUGAAGGUGACUGGUUUCCACCGGGGCAUGAUGGGGGCUGGUACCCAGAAGAUGCAGAUAUUGGCAACCUCCCGGAGUAUUAUGAUGGAGAAGACUUCCUCCCUGAGGACUACUACAUGUCAGAAGAUGGAGAUUGGUUCCCAGAGGACAUGGAUCCUUAUGAAAUGCAGCAGUACAUGAAAGAGCUGUAUGGGGAGGACUACCUGGAAGCAGCAGACAGUGCUGGAGGAAUGUCUAACAUGGAUAGACAGGAACUGUGGAGCCUGUGUGUCAUCCCAACACUACAGCAGGGCUUCACCAUGAUCUGUCCACUCAUCCUGCUUUGUCUGACAUUCAGACUAUUAGAAGGUGCAUCAGCUUGGACGAGACAUCUCAUGUCCACAGGACUAGGCCUGGCAGCUCUGUACCUGGUGUUCCAGGCUAACUGGUACUUCAUCGUGACCUUUGCCAUCACUGGACACCUGUUGUUGCACCUGAUGGAUGGGUACAGGUGGAGGGGUGUGGCUGCCUCUGUCAUGGCCCUUGUUUUCUUAUUGACAUGUGAGCUGUUCAUUGUUGAGGCAACGGAAUGGCAUAAAAUCAGAGGUGCUCAGAUGAUUCUGGCCAUGAAGAUUAUUUCCUUGGGAUUUGACCUUGACAGUGGGGUCGUACAAGCCACGCCCAGUUUCCUGGAGUAUUCUGGGUACUGUUGCUUCCUUGGGACCUCAGCCUUUGGACCGUGGAUCAGUUACAACAACUACUUACAAGUUCUCAAGUCAAGAAAUAUUUCCCUUCAGUGGUUUGUACGAGGACUGAAGACCACCCUGCAGUGCCUGACCUGCCUGACUAUAUCCACCUGUGUGGCUUACUGGGUAAUACCGCAUGAUAUACACAAGUGGGUUACAGCGUACCGUGAUGCACUGUCUUUCCGCUUUAGCCACUACUUCAUCAGUUACCUGUCAGAGAUGACUUGUGUGGUGUCAGGAGUGGGUGUCACAGAGAAGGGGACCACCAGGGAGGGGGAGGGCACUGAGCAGGGAGAGGAAAAGGAAGAAGAUGUAAAAUGGGACCUGAGAGUAGCCCGUCCAUACCACAUUGAGCUGCCCCGCUCUCUAGUGGAGGUAGUGACCAACUGGAACAGACCCAUGCACCACUGGCUCAAAACCUAUGUCUUCAAAACUGCAAAACCACUAGGUGCCUUUCCUGCUAUUAUCCUGACAUAUGCUGCAAGCUCAAUAUUACAUGGCCUUAAUUUCCAAUUGGCAGCUGUCCUACUAUCACUUGGAUUCUACAGUUAUAUAGAACAUGUGUUACGACAGAGACUAGCUGACAUCUUUAGUGCCUGUAUCCUUGCCAAGCGAUGUAAAGCAGACUGUGAGCACAGAAACCGACCAAACUGGGCAGGCUGUGUCAGCCUACAGCUCAGGACAGACUUCUGGAAACAAGACUGGGGCAACAUCAUCAGCAUAGAAGAUACAAAGACCUGUAUCUGUGUAGGCCUGACCAACCUGUGUUUCUGCCUGCUGGCCAUGUUCCACCUGGCUUACCUGGGGGUCAUGUUUGAUAGCAGCUCAGAUGUGGAAGAAGAGGGUUACACCAUGAGUCACACCCUGCAGAAGUGGGCACAGUUGGACUAUGCCAGCCACUGGGUAGCUGUGGGGUCAUAUGUCUUCUACAAACUCAUAUAGACAAACAUCAGUGGACAGUUGUGCCUUACCAUAGUUGUCAGAGAUGGUUGUUAUUUAUAUAUAUACCCAGAGGGGAGAUUAUAUUUUGUACAACAAAGGUUUUACAAAUCAUGGUACAUGUAGGUGGAGAAUGGAAGGACAGACAAACAGAUAAGUUCAGAGGGUGUUAUUGAUGGAUGGAUGGAUGGAUGGAUGGAUGGAUGGAUGGAUGGAUGGAUGGAUGGAUGGAUGGAUGGAUGGACAGAUGGAGCUGAAGACAAUGUUAAUGUGAUAUCUGUUAGUGAAGAAUGGUGAUAGAUAAUGCCUAGUAUGCUUACCUGUGGUCAUCUUUGAAGUGGUCCAAGACUAGAAACAGUGAACUUACUCACUAUUCCUUUUAGUGUUGGCUAAUUUAUGCUUUUUAAGCCACAUAGAUAACCUUAUAGAGUAGUCCAUUUUCCUAUUUACAUAUCCCUUUAGUUUGAUAGCUUAAUAUUUUUUUUUAUAUUCCUUUAGUUAUCUAGUGAUAUUUAUUCACUUAUCUCUGUUCUCAUAAAAGCUGUUUGUAGUGGAAGUUGUAUUCAUGCUGCACAAAUCUUUGUCAAAAUUAUGCCCUGUGAAACACUUGUUGCAGAAGUACAGAAUAAGUAAUUUUGCAGAGUUAAUCAUGUCAAGAAAUUGAUAAAAGAUGUUUGCCUCAGAAACAACUGUGGUACAGUAUGAUUCAGAAUAGAACUGGUGACUGAUCUUCUGUUCUAAUUUAACUUUCAAUGUUAAGCUGCUUUUUGAAAGCUAUUUUCAAUAGUUUCACUUUUCUACAUUGUUUCUGCACAUUUUCUACAAGAAAUUUAAUUCUUGAACUUUUUUUGAUAGAUCAGGUGGUAGUUGAC
This is a messenger RNA of Branchiostoma belcheri (Belcher's lancelet), 2693 nucleotides long. Its product is annotated as protein-serine O-palmitoleoyltransferase porcupine-like. Gene Ontology annotation, cellular component: endoplasmic reticulum; membrane. Gene Ontology annotation, biological process: canonical Wnt signaling pathway; lipid modification; Wnt protein secretion. Bases 154 to 1824 code for a protein of 556 amino acids. Gene Ontology annotation, molecular function: palmitoleoyltransferase activity; Wnt-protein binding. The record is from RefSeq and is a predicted model, not a curated record. The transcript has 14 exons. Lineage: Eukaryota; Metazoa; Chordata; Leptocardii; Amphioxiformes; Branchiostomatidae.